This is a messenger RNA of Etheostoma spectabile (orangethroat darter), 168 nucleotides long. NCBI's taxonomy places the organism in Eukaryota, Metazoa, Chordata, Actinopteri, Perciformes, Percidae. The record is from the annotation of a RefSeq genome assembly.
AUGCCUCAACUCAACCCCGCACCUUGAUUUGCUAUUCUAGUAUUUACCUGACUAAUUUUUUUAGUCAUUAUUCCCACGAAAAUUUUAGCCCACAUCUACCCUAAUGAGCCGACAUCUCAAAGCACGGAAAAACCUAAAGCAGAGCCCUGAACUUGACCAUGACACUAA